CCAACUGACAUGGAAGCCUCCAUGCGCACAUCUACACUGUAACGGCUGUCACCUCGGUCCUUUCCUCUGUUUUGUCUCCGUGUUUCUGGGGAUAUGAGGUAUUUACUCCGUCUCGGGCACUCGUUCGCCCGCCUCCACGUCCGCUUGUGUCACCAGAGUGUUUACAGCAACCAUGCGAACCCACAAAGACUGGUCGUGGACCUUGGGGAGAAGAAACUUGAGAUCUCUUCGGGGAGGUUUGCUAGAUUUGCCGAUGGAUCUGCGGUGGUACAGCUGGGAGAUACCUCUGUGAUGGUGACGGCUGUGAGCAAAACCAAACCUUCUCCGUCGCAGUUCAUGCCUCUUGUGGUGGACUACAGACAGAAGGCAGCUGCUGCGGGGCGAAUCCCCACCAACUAUUUGAGGCGAGAGAUGGGCACCACUGACAACGAGAUCCUCACCAGCAGACUCAUAGACAGGGCGAUCAGACCGCUGUUUCCUCAAGGCUACUUUUACGAUACUCAGGUCCUUUGUAACCUGCUGGCAGUUGACGGUGUCAAUGAUCCAGAUGUGCUGGCUAUAAAUGCAGCUUCUGCUGCUCUGUCCCUGUCCGACAUCCCGUGGCACGGACCCAUAGGUGCUGUGCGGGUGGGCAUGGUGGACGGACAGAUGCUGAUCAACCCCACCAGGGCAGAGAUGACGUCCAGCAGUCUGAACCUCAUUGUGGCAGGAGCUCCCAGCAGUCAAGUGGUGAUGAUUGAGGCGUCAGCGGAGAACGUUCUGCAGCAGGACUUUUGCCAUGCGGUGAAGGUGGGAGUCAAACACACCCAGCAGAUCAUACUGGCCAUCCAGCAGCUGGCGCGAGAACAGAAGAUCACCAAGCGCACCCCGGUCAGGAUCUUCUCCGCCCCGACUGACAUGGUGGAGCACGUUCGGCAAUUGGCCUCUAAGAAGAUCUAUGCGGUUUUCACCGAUUACGCUCACGAUAAGAUUUCAAGAGACGAGGCAAUCAACAAAGUCCGACUAGAAGCCGAAGAGGAGCUAAAAGAAAGGUUCCCUCAGGCGGAGCACUUUGAAAUCAUUGAAUCCUUCAACACUGUGAGCAAAGAAGUCUUCCGCAAUUUAGUUUUAAAUGAGUUCAAGAGAUGUGAUGGGAGGGAGCUGACUGCUUUGAGGAACAUUUCCUGCGACGUGGACCUCUUUAAACCGCUGCAUGGCUCAGCUCUGUUCCAGAGAGGACAAACGCAGGUCCUUAGCAGUGUCACAUUUGACUCACUGGAAUCCAGUGUCAAAGCAGAUAUUAUCACCACAGCUUUGAGCGGCGUCAAAUCCAAAAACUUUAUGCUUCAUUAUGAGUUCCCUCCGUAUGCAACCAAUGAGAUUGGAAAGAUGGGAGGCAUCAACAGGAGGGAGCUGGGACAUGGGGCUCUGGCUGAGAAAGCUCUGAGACCCAUCAUUCCUAAAGACUUCCCUUUCACUAUCCGGGUCACGGCCGAGGUGCUGGAGUCAAACGGAUCUUCCUCAAUGGCUUCAGCGUGCGGAGGAAGCCUCGCUCUAAUGGAUGCAGGUGUUCCCAUCUCUUCGGCUGUGGCAGGUGUAGCAAUCGGCCUCAUCUCCAAGGCCAACCCGGAGAAACCCGCUGACAUCCUAGACUACAGAUUACUCACUGAUAUUCUGGGAAUAGAGGAUUACCUUGGAGACAUGGACUUCAAAUUGGCAGGAACAAACAAAGGCAUCACUGCUUUACAGGCCGACGUGAAGAUCCCAGGUCUGCCUCUCAAAGUGGUCAUGGAGGCUAUCCAACAGGCCACAGUUGCAAAGAAGGAGAUCUUGGCCAUCAUGAACAAAUGUACAGCAAAACCUCGAGAGACGAGGAAAGAGAACGGACCUGUUGUGGAAAAUGUCCGGGUGCCCGUUUCCAGACGAGCUCGCUUCGUCGGUCCGGGCGGCUACAACCUCCGCAGGUUACAAGCUCAAACAGGUGUGACGAUAAGUCAGGUGGACGAGGAGACUUUCUCCGUGUUCGCUCCGACACCCGGAGCCAUGAGCGAAGCCCAAGACUUCAUCGGGGAAAUCUGCAAAGACGACCAGGAGCAGCAGCUGGAGUUUGGUGCCAUCUACUCGGCCACCAUCGUUGAGAUCAGGGACAUUGGUGUGAUGGUGAAACUUUAUCCCAACAUGAGCGCUGUUCUGCUGCACAACUCCCAGCUGGACCACAAACGGAUCCGACAUCCAAGUGCUCUGGGUUUAGAGGUGGGACAGCAGAUACAGGUCAAGUACUUCGGACGGGACCCGACAGACGGCAGGAUGAGAAUUUCGCGGAAGGUGCUUCAGUCCCCUGCUGCAUCUGUUAUCAAAACGCUGAGUGAGAAACAGAGCAUCUCCAUGGGCGCAGGCGACGGCCAGGGGACGACCCCCGAUUUGUGACCCCGCCAACACGACAGGCUGACUCUGUGCAGUUCUAACAAAGUGGAUUGAAUAAGGCUGCAUUCUGCCACAAAGCACUUCUGCUGAGAAAUCAUGCAAAACAAGAGACGGGUUUCCCCUGCUGUGGUGGUAUUGAUGUGACUGGAAGGAACCGCCGCUGAUCCAACGCGACGUCCUGCCGUCAUCAGUGGAUAUCCACCGACUGGAAAGAACGCUGAGCAGGAGACAAGUUUUAUUUUGAAGUUUACCCGUUUUUUUUACCUCAGUUAUAAUUGACGAUAUCAAGCAGUUUCCACCGUGCAAUGUAUCUAUGGUCACCUAAUUUGUGUGUGUCAGUGUUCAUACAAGUCCUCUAAGCUUCCGGGGCCAUGAUAUAAAACACGAUGUAGAGUUUUAAAAACAAAAUUCUCUUUACUAAAGGUUUGAUUUGGAGUAUUUGUGAGUGAUCUGCAAAUGAGAAAAGUACUGGUUGCUUUGCAUUGUUAAAAUUCACAACAAUGAAGCCCAACGUUGAGAUGUUGACAAAGAAAUAUGCAUAAUUACCAGAGGGUGUACAAGUAUUGGGAAAUUCUCAUGUCAAGAGAGGCGGUGUCUGGAUCUGGUGCCCCACACGCUGAAUUUGUAGUCAAACCUAAUUUGUGACUGAUAAUAUUCACCAAAUCAAUAUAUAAUCACCAUUGGGUGAAUAAUUUUAUACAAUUAAUGAAGCUAGUUUAAUGCAUUUGUUCACCGAACGUGGCCAGUUGUAUAAGACAUGUCUCACCUUGAAUGGAGGAAUUACAGCACUUACUGCAGCAUUCGGGGUGUUAAUAAACUGAGGUGUAUUAAAAUCGUGUGUCUGUUUAAGAGCUCUCUUGUCCAAGAUGUUCGAAAACUUCUCUUACAAAUAGUAAAUGAGUUCUGUGAGUCAUUGGUUUUUAUUGUGA
Pungitius pungitius (ninespine stickleback) is the source of this 3332-nucleotide messenger RNA. Its product is annotated as polyribonucleotide nucleotidyltransferase 1, mitochondrial. The transcript is spliced from 28 exons. Gene Ontology annotation, cellular component: mitochondrion; cytosol. The record is from RefSeq and is a predicted model, not a curated record. Bases 94 to 2406 code for a protein of 770 amino acids. Gene Ontology annotation, biological process: mitochondrial mRNA catabolic process; mitochondrial RNA 3'-end processing. Gene Ontology annotation, molecular function: 3'-5'-RNA exonuclease activity; polyribonucleotide nucleotidyltransferase activity; RNA binding. Lineage: Eukaryota; Metazoa; Chordata; Actinopteri; Perciformes; Gasterosteidae.